Molecule: messenger RNA, 1149 nt
Organism: Rotaria sp. Silwood2
Lineage: Eukaryota; Metazoa; Rotifera; Eurotatoria; Philodinida; Philodinidae
Source: the annotation of a GenBank genome assembly
AUGAAAACAGACUUUUUGCACAAAGCUCAACAAUCUGUUGAUUCUUCUCUUUUUUUAGGUCGUUCUACUAUCAAUCUAAAUAUGGGUAAACCUGUAUGGAUUUAUGCAGAUUCUACAGUUCAAUAUCGAACUGGAAUCGAAGCGAUGUUACAAAAUGAAGAUUUGAAAGAAAAAAUUGGUGCUGUUUAUCAUAUUUCAUUUCCAGUUAUUGGACGUGCAUCAUUCGGCAUUUUUGGUAGUCUAUGGUCUGUUUUAAAUCGAGGCAUUGGACAAGUUCUUUAUCAGUCAACACCUUUGCCUACAACAGCGAGUAGUGUUCGUGGAUGGGCAUGGAUUUCAGCAAUCAUGAGUUGUAUUUCUAGUUUUGUCUCAAUGAUUGUCAAUAAUUCUGAUUAUACUCGGUUUGCCACUCGACCAUCAAUUAUAUUUUGGCCACAAAUGAUUACCAUUCCCUUAGGAUUUUCUAUAACUAGUUUUAUUGGUCUUAUCGUUGGAUCGUCAUCGAAAGUUAUCUAUGGUAAAGAAAUAUGGAAUUCAUUAGAACUAUUGAAUAUAUUUCUCGACAAUACGCCAUCAUCAGCUACACGUGCCGGUGUAUUUUCUAUUUCGCUUUCAUUCCGUCUAGCACAAUUAGGUGUAAACAUUGCUGCUAACAGUAUUUCUGUCGGAUGUGACUUAACAGCUAUUUGUCCGAAAUAUUUAAACAUGAGACGAUCUGGUUAUAUUUGUUCUAUUGUUGGCCUUUGUAUCUGUCCAUGGCAAUUACUUUCGAGUUCGUCAUCAUUUAUCUUCUACUUGUCAGCUUAUUCAACAUUUGUUAGUGCAAGUGCUGGUGUAAUGUUCGCCGAUUAUUAUUUUGUUCGACGUGAACAUUUGGAUAUGAACAAACUCUAUUCAGCUUCUUCAGAAGGAUUGUACUACUAUACGUUUGGUAUUAAUUGGCGGGCAUACAUUGCUUAUAUUGCUGGAAUAUUGAUUAAUGUUGUUGGUUUUGCUGGUGCAGUCGGUGCACAUGUUCCAUCAACUGUGACCAAAAUGACAUCCGUUUUAGGUAUUAUGGCUAAAUCAGUCCAUAAAACUCGUAUGCACACAGAAGAGAUCAAAAAUAAUAUUGCUCUUCUUCAAGUUGCAAUAGCUGAUAGUGAAUGA